Messenger RNA from Penicillium atrosanguineum, 1251 nucleotides. RefSeq names its product heme-dependent oxidative N-demethylase family protein. NCBI's taxonomy places the organism in Eukaryota, Fungi, Ascomycota, Eurotiomycetes, Eurotiales, Aspergillaceae. The record is from RefSeq and is a predicted model, not a curated record. The coding region runs from base 1 to 1251 and encodes 416 amino acids. The transcript is spliced from 5 exons.
AUGACGACCGAGACCCUCCGGGGAACUCUCCUCUCUAUAGCCCCGACCAAAGAGGUUGUCGGCGUCUUCCUCAUUCUGAAUAUUUUUGCAUGGCUCGUUGUUCGUGUUUCCCAGAGAUGGAUGGCUUCCGGUCAGACGACUAGAGCUGCGACGCCGGAUCUAGAGAAGCCGGCUUCAAGAGGAAAAGUCGCAAGAGUGCCGGGCACAUGGCUUGCAUCUGACUUCAAGAGACCAACUGCACCACCAUACCCGGACUGGGAUGUCCACACCUCCAAGCCGAUCCCGUAUCGGCCUUUCAGAUAUGGCCCAAAAUACUUUGUGACUUUAGGUCUCCGAAGCAUGAAAUGGAACGAAUGGAUCGAGCUCGACAACCACUAUCUCAAAUACCACGCCGACAAGAAGAAGCGUCUAGAAGAACGUGGCGAUAAAUGCUACGGUACAGCGCCAGAAGCAAUGAAUGGAGCCAUUGAGCUAUUAGAGGAACUAUGCGAAUACCUUCCCGAGCGCUACCCAACUAUGUUCCAAAAGACCCCUACGGGAAUAGCCAACACGGUGACCAAUGAAACCUUCAACAUAACCCAACGCCCACUUGCCGAAGACCCAAUGGCAAUGGCAGCACGUCUAGUCCAAGACGACCUCGCGCUGAUGUUCGAGCGUGCCGACGGCGAAUACUACCUCCUUGCCGGCGCAAUCCUCCUCGCCGGAUUCUGGCGUCUAAGCGACAAAUUUGGCAUGCGACUAUCAGAAAUCCACACAUCCGGCGACGUGCCUCAGUACCGAGAGAAACUGGAGAAGGGAAUGAUGAACUUCUUCCGCAGACUGACUCCCGAAGAGCCCGUUGUACGAAACAAUUACUUCAUUCAGGUUGAUGAUAGUCUAGCGUGGUCGCACAGUAUCGGGCCUGAAGACGCAGAGCUGGUAUCAUGGAGUACGGCGGAGAAGAAUAAGGCUAUUGAAAAUCACUUUUUCCGAUCUGAGAGGCAGAGUUUGAGACGGUUGCCUAAAACUGGGGCUGUGGUGUUUACGAUUCGGACGUAUUUCGAGCCGAUUACAGACAUUGUGAAGGAGCCGUUUGUACCUGGGCGGUUGGCGUCUGCAAUUCGGAGUUGGGGGGAUGAUGUUUCUAGGUAUAAGGGGAAGGAGAAGUACGAGGAAGUGUUGUUGGAGUAUUUGGAUCAGAAGCAUAAGGAGCAGGUUGAGAGUGGGUUGGCUAUUGAAAAGGAGGAUGAUGUUCGGAGUUAUCCUCUUUGA